ACAUCUUUGAAAGAUAGCAGUUGCGCUUGUGCGUCACGGGCAGCAGUGUAGAGUCGGUAUACGGCGACUGGACAUUACCCGGCGUUUACUUAACAUAAUACAAGUUUUAGUGUUUUCUUUCCCUCCUCGUCGUUCAGGGAAUACGUCCGUUCGCCAACAUGGUUCGGGAAACCGGGUAUUACGAUAUUUUAGGUGUCAACCCCAAAGCAUCAAGUGAAGAAAUCAAGAAGGCGUACAGAAAAUUGGCGUUGAAAUAUCAUCCGGACAAGAACCCAAACGAAGGAGAGAAAUUCAAACUAAUCUCUCAGGCCUAUGAAGUUCUGUCGGAUCCGAAGAAGAGGGAUUUGUAUGACAAAGGAGGGGAACAAGCCAUUAAAGAAGGAGGAGUGAGUGGUGGGGACUUCUCCUCCCCAAUGGACAUCUUCAACAUGUUCUUUGGAGGUGGUGGCAGAACUCAGAGAGAGAGGAGAGGGAAGAAUGUGUUUCAUCAGCUUAGUGUCACAUUGGAGGAACUCUACAAUGGCACAACUAGAAAGCUGGGCCUCCAAAAAAAUGUGAUCUGUGCGAAAUGUGAUGGCUAUGGAGGAAAGAAGGGAGCUUUGGAGAAGUGUUCCUCUUGCAAAGGAAGAGGUAUCCAGAUCCAGGUGCAACAGAUUGGACCAGGAAUGAUCCAACAGAUACAGAGCAUGUGUCAUGAUUGCCAAGGCCAAGGGGAAAGGUUCAACUCUAAAGACCGCUGCAAGAACUGCAAUGGUCACAAAGUUGAACGCAAGAAGAAAAUCCUUGAAGUACACAUUGACAAAGGUAUGAAAGAUGGUCAGAAGAUUACCUUUCAUGGAGAAGGGGAUCAAGAACCAGGCUUGGAACCUGGUGAUGUUGUCAUUGUGCUUGAUCAGAAGGAGCACCCAACAUUCCAGAGACAAGACGAUAACCUCAUAAUGAAGAUGGAAAUCAAACUGGUUGAAGCUCUCUGUGGAUUCAAGAAAACAGUGUGCACUCUGGAUAACCGAAUACUUCUCAUUAGCUCACCACCAGGUCAAGUUAUAAAGCACAAUGACAUCAAAUGUGUGCAGAAUGAAGGAAUGCCAAUCUACAGAGAUCCCUGUGAAAAAGGACAGCUCAUCAUUCAGUUUAUGGUUGCGUUUCCAGAGAAAUGCUGGCUUCCAGAACAUAUGCUACCCCAACUGGAAGCUCUGCUUCCUCCAAGAGAUGAACUGAUGAUCUCUGAUGAUAUGGAAGAGGUUGAUCUUUGUGAAAUGACCUACAAGUCCCAGCGAAGCUAUAGUGGGGAAGCUUAUGAAGAGGAUGAGGGUCCCAGAGGUGGAGUACAGUGUCAGACCCAUUAAAUUUGACACUGUACAAUGGGUGAAUUUGUGUCUAUAUAUAUUGUAUUUGUCACUGCAUGUUGCUCUUCGUGUUUUAAGUUCUGGGUUGAUGAGGAAUACGUUUCAUUGCUAUGAAGAUGGCCAAAGUUGCACAUUUUGAUAAUUUUCCAUGCCUCUUUACUUUGUAAGCGAAGAUUUAAAGAAAAUGUCAACAUAUGCUUUCUGUGAAGGUAAAGUAAUAUGUGAGCAUAUUGUUUUUGACUCUAAUAAAAUACCAUUUUUAUA
Scleropages formosus (Asian bonytongue) is the source of this 1610-nucleotide messenger RNA. It is a transcript of the gene dnaja, whose product is annotated as DnaJ heat shock protein family (Hsp40) member A. Gene Ontology annotation, biological process: protein folding; response to heat. Gene Ontology annotation, molecular function: Hsp70 protein binding; ATP binding. The record is from RefSeq and is a predicted model, not a curated record. The coding region runs from base 159 to 1346 and encodes 395 amino acids. The transcript has 8 exons. NCBI's taxonomy places the organism in Eukaryota, Metazoa, Chordata, Actinopteri, Osteoglossiformes, Osteoglossidae.